UCACACUGAUGUAUGUAUGUGUGUGAACGGAAAGGAGGGCCGGGGCUCGAAGCUGAGCCAGAGACCGGUCGUGGUGCGCCGUGUAGACAGAAAUGCCCAGCACUUGAUCCAGAACUGUUAUAGGUUAUGAUGAGAUCAUUAGGACUGGCUCCCGGCUUGGUUACAAUGGCACAGGUUUGAGAGCGCCAAGUAAACUACCAUUAGCACUUCCUGCGGGUGGAGGGACCCGGCCGUGGGGCUCAAAGAAAAGCUGCCGGACUCUGCAGCCGUUGGAGUGAGGAACAGAAACUGCUGAGUCCCGUGAAACUGACCAACUCUGAUGAAAUGACACCCACGAAGAGCAGCACCGCGGCUUUGCCUGCCUGACUGAUCCAGAGGGAAACUUUGCUCCCCAGCAGAAGAAAGUUCAAUAUCCAGGCUGAGCAGCUUUAUAGACCCUCCCUCCCCAACCUCCUCUGUUGCAGAAGGGACGUGGGAAGGAGGCUGGAUCAAAACAACAGGCAGAAGAAGUGGCUGCAUUUCAGUGCUGGGUGAAUGACUAGUCUGCAGGACGCUAUGGCCAAAGAACAGAGUAACGCGCCUAUGCUGGAAACAGAGGGACGUCCAGCACUGGGCGAAGUGGACGGGGUUCUGCUCGCCCAGGCCACCUGCAAUGAAUGGCCGCGGAUCCAGAGGUUCCAAGCCAGGCCUGACGACCUGCUCAUCUGCACCUAUCCCAAAGCAGGCACAACAUGGAUCCAGGAGAUCGUAGACAUGAUCCAACAGGAGGGGGACCUGGAGAAGUGCCAGCGGGCGCCCGUCCACCGCCGGCACCCCUUCAUCGAGUGGGCUCGCCCGCCCCAGCCCUCAGGGGUGGAGCAGGCCGAAGCCAUGCCCCCGCCACGGACCCUGAAAACCCACCUCCCCGUCCAGCUGUUGCCUCCGUCCUUCUGGGAACAGCGGUGUAAGUUCCUGUACGUGGCUCGCAAUGCCAAGGACUGCAUGGUCUCCUACUACCACUUCCAGAGGAUGAACAAGAUGGUGCCCGACCCUGGCCCCUGGCCCGAGUAUUUCGAGAAGUUCAUGGCGGGCAAAGUGGGCUGGGGCUCGUGGCACGCCCACGUGAAGGGCUGGUGGAAGGCGAAGGACACACAUCGCCUGCUCUUCCUCUUCUACGAGGACAUGAAGCAGGACCCGAAGCGUGAGAUCGAGAAUGUGGCCCGGUUCCUGGGAAAGAACCUGGACCAGGCGCUCCUGGAGAAGAUCGUCUACCACACGUCAUUCGACGUCAUGAAGGACAAUCCCAUGGCGAACCGCACUGGUGUCCCCCUGUCCGUCAUGGACCAGUCCAUCUCCCCGUUCAUGCGCAAAGGGACCGUCGGGGACUGGAAGAAUCACUUCACCGUGGCGCAGAACGAGCGCUUUGAUGAGGACUAUGAGAAGAAGAUGGCUGGGAGCAAUCUGACCUUCUGCAUGGAGCUCUGAGGAUGCCGCCUGGGAGCCUGGCUGGCAGGAUCCACUCCGGAAUCGCAACCAGUCUCUUCCAAGGUGCCAGGCCUUCUCCCAUGGAUCGGUCCCUGGCUCAGCCUUUCCCCGGGGUUUUUCUGUGGGGCAGUGGGGAGGGUUCCUCCCCUGUCUAUCCCACCCUCGCUGUCCCGUUUUCAGCUCUUCGUCUCCUCCCCUUCCCGCCGCCUGCCUCCCUUUGGCCAAUCUGCAGCUGGCUGGGAAACGGGGACUUUUUUCCUCCCAUGGAAAAUGCUUCUUGUUGGGGGCCAAAAACUUGAAUUCCACCAAAUUUCAGAAUUUUAGACUCCUUUUUUAGAACCGAAUUUUUUAUCUCCAGAAUUCUUUAUGAUGAUCAGGUGUUGAGAUUAUUUUGUUGAUUUGAUUUUGAUUUGGCAGUUAUAAUGAAUGUUAGUGUCUCUCCACCCGCCCGCCAAAAAAAAUCUCCAGGCAAGAGUUUUCCAUCUGAAAAUGGUCUCCUGAUCCAAACUGAAAGGUUAGAUUAUCAGCUAACCUUUUGGCAGAAAAAAAACUCUCCGCACAAUUCUGAAUUAAAAUGGAGCAUUUCAUUUUGAUUUGCUGCUUUUGUAUCCCCUUAUAUUGUGACUAUUUCCUGUGGUACUAUUUUGUAAUAGUUCAGACUUCUCCAAACACUCCGAGUGUACUGUUAGCGGGGUUCUAAAUCACAAAUUUUGUUUUGAAGCUUCCAUUCCAUGAAAACGGCAACGGCUUAUUUGGAUUUGCAACACAGUCCAGUGUCAAAACAUUGGGCUUUCCCAUGGGAAAUCCUCUCUUCCAGCCAGCUCCAGCUGUAUUGCUUUUCUUUGCAAUUUGAUUUUACAUUAGUACUGAUAGCUUAGCUUUGGGAGAGGGGAUUGAAGUGGCUUUAAUCACAUGUAUAAUGGGAUACCAAGUCACCUUUCCUUCAAUAAUCCGUUUGGGUCCAGCAACCUUGAAGAUCUGGGUGAAUAUCAGCUCAUCAGCCUAAAACCCUGACCCUCUCUUCCCAGUUCGCCUCUAGUCUAGCCUCGCGGUAACAAUAAGUGAUCUGAGUGUAAGUGGUUAAUUUUUUUGCUUUGAAAUGUGAAACUAAUAAAAUAUUAAGGCUCUUUGUUUAA
Molecule: messenger RNA, 2600 nt
Organism: Pelodiscus sinensis (Chinese soft-shelled turtle)
Lineage: Eukaryota; Metazoa; Chordata; Testudines; Trionychidae
Product: sulfotransferase 1C2-like
Molecular function (GO): sulfotransferase activity
Source: RefSeq, a predicted model, not a curated record